Molecule: messenger RNA, 2492 nt
Organism: Oryza sativa Japonica Group (Japanese rice)
Lineage: Eukaryota; Viridiplantae; Streptophyta; Magnoliopsida; Poales; Poaceae
Product: L-type lectin-domain containing receptor kinase IX.1
Biological process (GO): protein phosphorylation
Cellular component (GO): plasma membrane
Molecular function (GO): ATP binding; carbohydrate binding; protein kinase activity
Source: RefSeq, a predicted model, not a curated record
UUCACCUUUUAUAUAUAUAUAUAUAUAUAAACCAGCUUGAUGUAUAUAUAUAAAAAGGAUUUUAUCAUUCUUGAAAAUGUAUUUGAAGAAAAAGGGAAGAUACCAACAAGAAACGGAACUUACGCUUAACUUCGUCAUCUAUUAGCAAAAUAGACAAAAUAUGAUACAUUUCAGCACCUUCCGAGGAGCCAGAGCUGUCAGGGUCAUGGUCUCAUGGAGCCUAGUGUUGAUUUGCCAACCACCAACUUGUUAAAUUAGCAGAGUCCUUAAGAUCUCGACUGGUCUCUCUGAGUGGCGACUGGCGACUGGCCACCUGCUGAUUUGAGUACUACUAGUAGUUUUCCGUUUUUGGCAUUGGCAGUAUUGUCCGGCCGCUGAUUCCGCUCAAAGACCGGCCAUGGCCGCCGGCGUCCUCAUGACAAAACCGUUCAUGGCUGCUCUAGCCUGCUUGCUCGUCAUGCCUAGCGUCGUCGCUACCACUACUGUAUCUUUCAACUACUCCAGCUUCAGCAACGCGAGCAAGAACAUCACCCUCCAGGGCAGCGCGGCGCUCGCCGGCGCCGCCGCCGAAUGGAUCGAGCUCACCAAAGGCAAAGGGAACAACCUGUCGAGCGGCGGCACCAUGGGCCGGAUGGUGUACACGCCGCCGGUGCAGCUCUGGGACGCCGCCACCGGCGAGGUUGCCAGCUUCACCACGCGCUUCUCCUUCAACAUCACCCCGAAAAACAAGAGCAACAAGGGCGACGGGAUGACCUUGUUGACCUUCUUCCUCGUCAGCUACCCGUCGAGGAUGCCGUACAUGGGCUACGGCGGCGCCCUCGGCCUCACUAGCCAGACCUUCGACAACGCCACCGCCGGCGACCGGUUCGUCGCCGUCGAGUUCGACACCUACAACAACUCCUUCCUAGACCCCGACGCCACCUACGACCACAUCGGCAUCGACGUCAACGCCCUCCGGUCAGUGAAGACCGAAUCCCUGCCUAGCUUCAUCCUCAUCGGCAACAUGACCGCCAUCGUCGACUACAACAGCAAUUCGAGCAUCAUGUCGGUGAAGCUAUGGGCAAAUGGCUCAACGACGCCUUACAACCUCAGCUCCAAGAUUGAUCUCAAGAGCGCCUUGCCGGAGAAGGUCGCCGUUGGCUUCUCGGCGGCGACGGGUUCAUCCUUUGAGCAGCAUCAGCUGCGUUCUUGGUACUUCAACUUGACGUUGGAGCAGAAGCAGCCGACAGGACAACAUUCGCGUGGCGGAGUUGUAGCGGGAGCCACCGUCGGUGCAAUUCUGUUCAUCGUGCUCCUCUUCACCAUGGUAGCAAUCCUCGUACGACGACGUCAGAGAAAGAAGAUGAGGGAGGAAGAGGAGGACGACUCGGAAGGCGAUCCCAUCGUGGAGAUCGAGAUGGGGACGGGGCCGAGGCGGUUCCCAUACCACAUACUUGUCAACGCGACAAAGAGCUUUGCGGCGGAGGAGAAGCUUGGGCAAGGCGGUUUUGGCGCGGUGUACCGUGGCAAUCUGAGAGAGCUCGGCAUAGACGUUGCCAUAAAAAGGUUCGCCAAAGACUCCUCCAAGCAAGGGAGGAAGGAGUACAAGUCGGAGAUCAAGGUGAUAAGUCGGCUGCGCCACCGCAAUCUCGUGCAGCUCAUCGGUUGGUGCCACGGUCGCAAUGAGCUCCUCCUCGUGUACGAGCUCGUUCCCAACCGCAGCCUUGAUGUCCAUCUCCAUGGCAAUGGUACCUUCCUCACAUGGCCAAUGAGGAUCAACAUUGUUCUUGGGCUUGGGAAUGCACUGCUCUACCUCCAUGAGGAGUGGGAGCAAUGCGUUGUGCACCGUGACAUCAAGCCAAGCAACGUCAUGUUGGAUGAAUCCUUCAAUACAAAGCUAGGUGACUUUGGCCUCGCAAGGCUCAUUGACCAUGCUAUUGGAGCACAAACGAUGACCCACCCCUCAGGUACACCGGGCUAUGUCGACCCUGAAUGUGUGAUCACAGGCAAAGCAAGUGCUGAAUCUGAUGUGUACAGUUUUGGCAUUGUUCUUCUGGAAGUGGCAUGUGGAAGGAGACCAAUGAACCUACUGGAUGACCAGAAUAAUGGCCUCUUCCGACUAGUCGAAUGGGUAUGGGACCUUUACGGCCAGGGAGCCGUUCUCAAAGCGGCCGACGAGCGCCUCAACGGUGACUACGACGCGACAGACAUGGAGUGUGUCUUGGUUGUUGGGCUCUGGUGUGCUCACCCAGACCGAUGCGCUCGUCCAUCUAUUAGAGUUGCCAUGGCAGUUCUCCAAUCCAAUGGACCACUACCGAUGCUACCAACCAAGAUGCCCGUGCCAACAUAUGGGCCGCCGGUGGCCUCAUCAGAGGGCCAGCACUCGUCGUCGACAGGAAUAUCAUCCUCAAGUUUGACACAAACAUCAAUCACACCUCGUUAGGGAUGUACGCUUGCCCACUCAUGGUACACAUUGAUCCACAUCAUUUAAUUAUAAGUGCACUUUUUUUCUA